This is a messenger RNA of Coniophora puteana RWD-64-598 SS2, 1293 nucleotides long. RefSeq lists its product as uncharacterized. Lineage: Eukaryota; Fungi; Basidiomycota; Agaricomycetes; Boletales; Coniophoraceae. Bases 1 to 1293 code for a protein of 430 amino acids. The transcript is spliced from 4 exons. The record is from RefSeq and is a predicted model, not a curated record.
AUGCCAUCCAACCACUGCUUUGUCCUUCGAGGCGACCGCACUGCAAACGGCUUCAUUGCCAGUCGUCGAGAUCGGCCCUUCAUCGCUUCCAGCAACAGGUCACCGCCCUUUCCCCUAGCAAUCUACUACCCGGACCAAGAGUACAACAAUGCUCUCCACAUCAUCCAGUCCGUCGCUUUGUCCCUCCACGAGCCCAGGCCGAACGGUGAAACUGCAAUCGCAUUCAUAGAGGCCCUGCGGGAACGGCGUGAGCUGGAGGGCACCAGUCUGUACACAAAGACGGGCUUCUAUCCAGUGGUGUAUGGAAAACACGUUGGCGUUUACUUCUCAUGGGAUGAUGUUGAGGACGAGGUCAACGGCCGCGGCCGUCCCCGGCGGUUCCAGCAUGUCCGCACCAUCCGUGAUGCUUUGGUCUACAUGAUCACAAAGGGCGCAUCUGCGUCAGUUUACGACCUCUUAAGACACACCAACGUCCCUCUCCCUCCUUGCGACAUCCCGCCCGACAUCUCCCCUGCCCGUCGCAACGUCUCUGUUGCUUCUUCAAGCGGGCGAACUACGCGUCAUGCCCCAUCCCGUGCAGAAAGCUCUCAUUCCCAUCAUUUGCAGCAAUCUCUUCCGUCCGCGACGUCUCGCCAUUCGACAUCUCAUCGUUCUGUUGCGCCUCUUCUCCCGCCUGUGCCUCUCCUGCCUUUGCCUCUCCCGCCUGUGCCUCUCCCGCCUGUGCCUCUCCCGCCUGUCGCAUCGGGCUCUGCUUUGCGCAAGUCCAAGACUAAGCGCCCGGCACCAGUUACUCCGGUCAAGAUGUCUGCAUCAACAAGCCGUCAGACUCCCAGCAACGAUCCUCGCGAGGAUCCCGCGGUCCAGCACGUACAAGAGUGGCUUUGCUCAACGACUCUGAGCAGCCCUUUCUCCACGCUCUCAUCUAUCAACACCGGUUCGGAGGAUGCACCUUACUGCUAUCGACGAACACUCGCUGGCAUCAUCGACAGUGUCUAUGACGCAGCCGAACUCGAAGAGCAGGCGAACAUGGACCCCCCUACUGAGGAUCUUCUCGGGUCUGCCGCUUAUUGUUACUUUGCGACUCACGGUUUUCUUCCAGGGGCUGUCUGGACAGCUUACAACACGUUCAAGGUGUCCUGGAGCAAGGCCCACUUCAUCGCUGAGCUCAACAGCAAAGGCGCGGCCGAGCUUGAAGCCGCAUACAUGUUCGACCUUCUCUCCGGUCGCUGGCAAGAGAUAGACCGCCUGGCUGAAGCCGGCCUCGAUGUCGAGGAGGAGGAGGAGGAGCAUUGA